Messenger RNA from Aquila chrysaetos chrysaetos, 12635 nucleotides. RefSeq names its product heart development protein with EGF like domains 1 (gene HEG1). Gene Ontology annotation, biological process: heart development. Lineage: Eukaryota; Metazoa; Chordata; Aves; Accipitriformes; Accipitridae. The record is from RefSeq and is a predicted model, not a curated record. The transcript is spliced from 23 exons. The coding region runs from base 290 to 6112 and encodes 1940 amino acids. Gene Ontology annotation, molecular function: calcium ion binding.
CCCUUUUACUUUCGGGCGCCGGCACUUGGCCGCAGGCUGCUGCUGCCGCUGCUGGCCGCCCCCCCCCUCCCUUCGCCCCCCCUCCGCUAUGGGUACCCCGCACUUUUAAGACCGGGGCGGCCGCCUUCUGCGCCGCCCCGGGGAGGGGGGGGGGCACGGUGAAUUAAUUAAAAAUCGCUAUCGACUCGGUUAUUCAUUGCCCCGCUCCGGGCAUGUGAACAACCACCCCCCCCCCACCCCCCCCUACCCUUCCCCCCCCCCCCCCCCACCCCAAUCCACCCCCAGCGCCAUGCCGGCAGCUUGCACCCUGCUGCUGCUGCUGGGGCUGGUCCCGCCGGCCGGGUCUCUGCCCCUCGUUUCCCCACGGCGUCUUCCUCCUCCUCCUCCUCCUCCUCCUCCGUCCCGAAGCCGUCUCGGCCGCCCUUGCUCGCCUCCCGCCGCGGGACACGCCGGCAGCCCGGUCGUCGAAAGCAGCCAUCAGGCGAGGAGAAGUUCGGACAUGGAGAUAAGGACUUCUGGUGCUCUCAUGGACAGUGUGGAGGUGGUGACGAUGCUGGCUGGGAGCAGGGAGCGGGCAUCGCUGCCUGCCAGGCACGGUGCGGUGCCAGCGGCGAGUGGGGUCAUGGGGCACGUUGGUCCCCCCACCGGUGGUGGGGAUGUCACCCCACCAGGAGCAGGAUCCCCGGACAGCCUGUCUGCUGGGACAGUGACCCACCUGCCUGCCCACAGCCAUCCUCCCGCUGCUGGAAGCCAUCACCGUGCUGCAGGCAGCCGGGAGAGAGGCAAGAGGGCUUUGGCUUCUCCCAGCACCCCUCCAUCUGCCGAGAAGACGCCGCUGGUUUUGGCAGCCGUCAGCACGGAUUUGGCUGAGAGGGUGCUGGGCGGGCACGGCGAGGCCCAGGAUGUGGUGGGGUUUGACAACGCAACGAGGACAGUGCUGCUACCUUCAUCUGCGGAGACUCGUCGCCCAGGCACCGGCGGCCCCUCUCGACUGGCGAGAGGCUGGGUGGGCACGAAGCCGCCUGGCAGCCCUCCCAUGGGCACUGCAGCCACUUCACCCGGCCCCUCGGGGAGCGGCGGGGGGACGGUGCAGCCCCUCCCCAGCACCCCCUUCCCUGGCUCUUCUGGAAAGCCCCAGUCCUCCCCCCAAGCUUCCAGUACCCAGACUGGUGCAAAUCAUGUCAUGCUACACCCCAGGGAUGUCACGGGAGACUCCACAAGCCCUUCGCUCACAGCAUCGCCUGCCACAGACAGCGCUUUUGGAGCUGGGGCUGCAGAAAACCCGAAGUCCGGUAUCCGAAGGGCAGCGCCCGGCUCCGCGGCUCAGUCCCUGGCCUUGGCACCCUCCUCGGUGGCCCCAGCGUGGGAACGUUUCCCUGCGUCCUCCGCAGAGCACCGGCUCACCCCUUCUCACCCAGCUUCAGAGAGCACUGCCACGGGUGAGCUCGCCAUUGGAAGCAGCUACCAUCCAUCCAGCGUCUCGGCCACGGAGAGGAGAGUUUCAGAUUUCCCCACCACCGGCACCUCUGUUUCCACAACAGCCACCAAGGGUGGAGAGAGGACGUUAAGGUCUCUGCCAGCCAGUACCAGGCUGGCCGAUGCAGCAGAGAUUUCCACCUCUGGUACCGAAAUCACCAGCUCUUCAGACCAGACCCAGUCCCCUGGGAUGUCUUUGGGAACCCAGGGUGGUGGUGGCAGAGAUGCCACAGACCCGUUACUCACAGGCUCACCGUCUGCUUUGGAAAGCGCUUCCACGACCUUUAGCAGCAAUUACGAACCCAAGAGCAUCCCUGCUGCAGAAGAGGCGACGCUGCACUCGGACGCCCGCGGCGCUGACGUACCCAGCGUGGCAGCGGGGGCACCGGGGUCCCCCGCAAACAGCCGCACAGCCAGGGUGACGAGGGGCUCUGCCACCAGCACCGACCCCACCAGCUCUUUGCGGGGGACCCUCUCUUCCUCGGGGACCGGGACACGCCGUCCUAACGGCUCACGGGAAGCCACCGAUCUCCCAGAGCCUCCCGGGGAGCCUUUGCUCACAAGCUCCCUCUCUGCCUCCGAAAGUACUUUCAGAGGUGUCAGAAGCAGCGACCGACCAGUUAACAGCUCAACAACAGAGAAGAACGCCCUUGCUUCCUCUCCCACCAGCACUUUCGUUGCAGCCACGGCCACCGGCAGCGGCGGGAGGCCCCCAGGGUCUGCCACAGGCACCAGCCGAUGGGCAGCAGAAGUCUCCACGUCCAGUAGUGACACGUACAGGACCUUGGGCACGAUCCGAUCCUCAUCCGUGUCUUCUGUGAGAGACACCUACGGAGUUCCUGGGUCCAGAGAAAUCACAGAUUUCACUGAGCGGGUGGCAGACCCUUCACUAGCACACUCUCCUUCGGAAGGUCCUUCCCCAGCUACUGGAAGCAGCCAUGUGUCACUCAGCAUCCUGUCAACAGAGAGAAGAACCGAUUUCCCUACCACUAGUACCUCUGUUUCCACGACAGCCACCAAGGGUGGAGGGAGGACAUUAAGGUCUCUGCCAGCCAGCACCAGACUGGCCCAAACAACAGAGAUUUCCACCACUGGUACCGAAAACGUCAGAUCUCCAGAGCAGGAGAGCUCUUUGGGAGCCCAGGGUGGUGGCGGCAGAGGUGCCACCAUGUUGUCCACAGACCUGUUGCUCACAGGCUCGCCAUCUUCUUCGGAAAGCACUUCCCCAGCAGAAGGGACCUCAGCUACAGGAGGACGCCUGCCCGACACCCCUCGCACCAGUACGCCCAGCUCAGCGAUAGCCACCAGCGGUGGGGAGAGGAGCACAGUGCCCGUGUCAGAUGCCCACGCGGCAUCCAGCACGGCUGGGAGCUCCCCUCCCGCUCCACCCUGCACCAGCUCCUUGGACACGGUCCUUCUGCCGUCCUCAUCGGCAACAGAGCCUGCGAGGCAGAGCGAUGCUUCGCAGAGUGGUGCAGGACUCGGUGAGCUUCCAACGAAGUCGGUGCCUGCGUUUUCUCCCAGCAUUUCUGUGCCUUCGCCUUCACCAAGUGCUUCAGUUCCAGAGAGGGGAAGAAGAGUUUCUGGUGCUCCUACUGAGACCAUGUACAUCUCAACCACACUCUCCAGCCAGAAGGAGGGGACAUCUCAGGCUGCAGCUAACCAUGGCACGUGGAGCACAGCAGCGGAAAGCCCCACAUCUCACCCGGACACAGACAGGGAGCCCCGCACCGGCCCCUUCCCAUCCUCCACAGCAUGGCCUGGAGUGGGACACGUCUCCUCCAGCCAAGCAGGGUACCCAGAGCCCAAGGUCACCCUUUCAUCCAGGGCCUCCACCUACUUCUCAGCCGCUGGUGAACCUUCCACCGUGGGCAGCAGCCAUCACUCCCUAAGCAGCUCGAGUGCUGGGGAAAGGAUGUCCAGCUCCAUCACUGAUGCUGCGUACAGUUCAUCCACGUCUGCUGGCGGUGGAGAAAGGACGCCGCACUCGGUGACGGAUGGCACGCUGGCCGGCGGCACGGAGAGCUCCGUUUCCGAUGCCGAAACCACCAGCUCUCCAGGGCCGGCUCAGCCUGCGUCAGUGGAGCAGAGCCGGACAGCCAACACCUCCACCAGCAGCGGGGGCUUCGCGGGCUUUGCGACGGAGACGCUCUUCACACGUUCUUCCAAGAUACCUACUUACUCUUCUUUCCAAAAUGAUCUCACAAGCUUUUCAAGUAGUCAUCAGCCAGUCAGUAGCGUUGAUGCUGAGAAAAGGACCUCGGUUUCUCAUACGGACGGCACAUACAUUUCAACCACAUAUACCAGAGGAGGAGAAAGGACCCUUCUGUCUAUCUCAAAUAGCAGCACCUCUGCUGACUCCUCAGAAAGUUCCACCUUUUUUGCUGAAAUUUCCAGCCCUUCUGAUUCAUCAAAAUCUUCUGUGGUGCAGGACAGGAGGAGCAACGUAUCCAGCGAUGGCAGUUUUGUUGAACCAUCUACAGAGCCGUUGCUGGUACACUCUUCCAAACCGUUGACUUCUGCUUCUGCAGGCAGCGUACAAAAUACAACUCUUUUCAACACUGACUCUGAGUUGUUGACCACUGGUAGACCAUCUCUAUCUUCAUCAGCAUUUCCAGCCUCCUCCUCACCGUCAUCACUGCAUCACUCGCUGUCAUCAACACCACCACCAACUUAUCUGUUUACAUCAUCGGAAUCAUCUGAGCCACUCUCGUCCUCUGUGAUGGCAUCUUCCCCCCCUCUGCAGGCUUUGUCGUCCUCCUUGCCCACUUCCUCAUUGCUUUCCCCAUCUUAUUCAUUAGCAUCUUUAUUGCCUCUGUUUUCGUCACCAUCAUCUGUCUCGCAGUCCAACGACAGUGAUCAAGCCAGCACCUCUGUAGCUACGACUGUGGUCAGGCGGGUGCCCUCCACGGCCGCCGUGGCUGGGAGCUCUCCCAGAGGUUCCAACAAGCUCAAUGUCACGCACCAGCCCCAAAACAGCACAGCCUUCACCUCCACUGGGUCUCCUCUCCCUACAGCACCCACAGAGCAGCUUGGUGGACACAUCGUGUCCGCGUCCGUUCCCGCAACGGUAACGGAGACCGCCUUGCCGAGAGCUGCCACUGCUCAGGGGGGCAGCUUUGGGAAGGCAACGCCGCGGCUCACCACGGCCAGCGAUGCCCCACGGGCUGGGCCAACGCGUGCUCCCCUUAGUGCCUCACCAAGUGCAACAAACCGCAGUGUCACCGUCCCUGCGGUAGCACUGACCACGGUGAAUCCUCCUGUGCUGACAACGCUGGCCAGUCGCCAGCCAACCCCAGGUGAUGCUAGCACCAUGAAAGCCCACAGAGCUCAAACGCCAGCUGCCACUAAGCACGUGCAUACCACUGGUGAAAGCACAGAAGCUGUGGAUCCCACCACUGCAAGGCCUGGUAAAGUCACCGAGGAAAACAUUCCUGUUACGAGUCCUUCUGAAGUCCCUCCAACCAGCGAGACCACUGUCAGCAUUGCAACUACUUUGGCUGCUACCAAAUCAACCACUGUUCCUCUGUUGAGUAGCACAGCCAGGCUGAGGAUGUCGUCUCCGGCAACAGAUGUGGAUAAAUGUCUUUCCAACCCUUGUCCUGCACUGGCCACCUGCAACAACACCCGUGGCUCCUAUAUCUGUCAGUGUCCUCUUGGCUAUGAGCUGGAAAAAGGAAAGUGCAAUUUAGUAAGAAUAUUUAUCGGCCAGGUCCCCCUGAAACUUAAUAUUACCCAUGGGAAGUAUGCAGAGCUCGUCCACGUCGAGGGUGAAAUCCUGUCAAUGCUCAAUGCAUCGCUGUCGGGCUUGCCAGGGUACCACCACUCCACCGUUAAGGCGACCAGGGAGGCAAAUUUUGUGCAUGUUUCAGUGCAAUCCACGUUCUCUUUAGCAUCCAACGUGACUUUCUACGACAUUGUCAGCAGUGUGAAAAGCUACAUUCGAGCUUGCAAAUCCCCCACCGAAGCCUGCCAAUUCAUCUCCAGCCUGAAACCGCUCCACAGAGUUGGCAGCUUGUGCAAGCAGAAAGACCCCGAAUGCGACAAGGAAACUUCUGAAUGCACCGACUUCGAUGGAGUCGCGCUCUGCCAAUGCAAAAGUGGGUACUUCAAAUACAACAAGAUGGACCACUCCUGCAGAGCCUGUGAAGAUGGAUAUAAGCUGGAAAACGAGACCUGUGUGAGCUGCCCGUUUGGCUUAGGUGGAUUCAACUGUGGAAACCCGUAUCAGCUCAUCACUGUGGUGAUCGCGGCUGCAGGAGGGGGACUUCUGCUUAUCAUGGGCAUAGCACUGAUUGUCACUUGCUGCCGGAAGAAUAAAAAUGACAUAAGUAAACUCAUUUUCAAGAGUGGGGAUUUCCAGAUGUCACCAUAUGCUGAAUAUCCAAAGAACCCCCGGGCACAGGAGUGGGGCAGAGAGACCAUCGAGAUGCAGGAGAAUGGAAGCACCAAGAACCUGUUGCAGAUGACAGAUGUGUAUUAUUCGCCAACUGGACUGAGAAAUCCUGAACUGGAAAGAAACGGACUUUACCCUCCCUACACUGGUUUGCCUGGAUCUCGACAUUCAUGCAUCUACCCUGGACAAUACAAUCCAUCCUUCAUUAGUGACGAAACCAGAAGAAGAGACUAUUUUUAGCAGGGAGUGGAGAGGGAGUGGAAGAUUGACACAGUUUUGUGGCCCUUGAUACCCAGGUACAAUCUGUCUCCUGGGCAGUUCAGCCCACAUCAAUCUUACUCUUCCCAUUUAACAGGAAGGACUUUGAACUUCAUGCCGAGUGUUGCUGCCCUGACGAACGGUUACACUUGCUGAGCAGCAGAGAGAAGGAGGAGGAGGAGGGAAUGGCUCAAGGUGCACAUCACUAAACGACCCAGGUGGAAGUUAACACAUGUACUCCAGAUUUGUUCUGUACUGCUUCUUCACUCUUUACGCUACAUGGCAAGCAUGAAUCAGUACAGGCAGAUGAACUGUGCCCAGCACUCUGCAUUGAAUACCACUAGGGAAUGUUUUGUUUACAGAUCUUGUUCACUGUUGACUGUGCUUGUCUUCUUAGCCAACCUUCAUGCAAAGAUUCACUGUGCAACUGCUUUUGGUAGGGCAAGUUUGUCCACUCCUUUUUACAUUGCUGCAUUGCUUUCUGCUUCAUACAUGACAGCAAAGCUGGCUUGUCUUCUGGCCCUCACCUUUCUACUGGUAGAAGUUCUCCAAAUGGCUGGGUCCUUGCUGAAGCCUGGUGCCUGGCAAUGGCUGAAUUCAUGGGUUGAGUGUCUUCAAGAAGUACAGGAAAGUUAGUCAUACCACUGCAAUUUUAACUGAAAAAAGACACAGUUGAUCCUAUGCACCACUUUGAAAACUUCCUAUAUAUAGGGAAGAGUCCAAGUAUGUUGUUGUUUUGUCAAUCAACAUUGUUUAGAAAUGAUGCCACUACACGUCAUCAUAGUGCUUCCGUAUAGGAUCUCAUGGGGCUCUGUUUCCCUGCAGGGAUUUAAAUGCCUGUAGAAACAGCAGUAUAAUGUUAAAUAAUUGCUCACAGGGAAGAAAAAGAUGAGCUGGGAAUUCAGCAUGCUUCUUAUGAGGAAUCUGGGAAGAAGCAAUAAUGCUAUAGCGAUGGCUGGGCAGGUGGAACCUCAGUUCUGGGCACUGCAGGUGGGACAUAGUUCUGAAGCCUCCACAGCCCACCUCGACUUCUGUAGGAGCUGUGGAGGCUUUCCGUACAUUGGAAAAUAAGGCUCACUGCAGUCAGGAGCAAAGAUCACUUAUGUUGAACUGUUUUGUUUUCUUCCAUCCUAGUUUUGAGUGAUUCAGACCAGACAGAUUUUGUCACCUAGGUUUGUUAAUUUAUAUUAAUCACCACAGCAAAAGCUGAAGAAUGUAAGUUACUACAUUUCUCACCAAAGGUCAGAUUGAAAGCUCAUGGACUGUAUUCCGACCUGAGCUGGGUGUUGAAAGAGAUCUUAUUAAUGAAGUGUAUUUACUGCUUAUCUUUACUGCAGUGUUAACCUGAGUCAUCCAAACCCUGUCCACGUACAGGGUCCAGAUACAGGUCCUUCCCCUGAAUGUGACUGUGCUUUUAAUCAAGGUGGCUGCUUGUAUGAACAUAAGUAGCACAAUUCCUUAGGCAUUAACCCACCAUCUCUGUAGUGCAUACAUAAGCUGGUUUCACUGAAGGACACAUACAUAAGCUGGUUUCACUGAAAGGCACAUACCCUCUGAUAUUCCCUUUUCCCCCACAAUGCUCGAAAAGACACAGCACCUACAAGUAAGUUCAUAAUGUAGCUCAGCUCACUGAAGCACUAAGGACCGUGGGAUGUGUCCCCAAAAGUGCCUAGCCCCAAGUGAGAACAGCAGUUCAGAUGCUGAUGUGUCUCCCCAGAGGUAAACCUGGGGUGAUGAGGAGCCCUCCAUCAGGGACCAGGUAGUAGUACUUGCAUCCUUCAGAUGCUGUGAGUCCCCAGAUCCUUUCCCAGCACUUUGAAUGCUGUUGUGUUCCCUAUCAAAAGUGAGCAACAGCUACCCAGAUGGAGGGGAGCUAGCACUAGGCAAUCAUCAGCUGUGUGGACUAAGAGGUUUCUGGUCCCUGCUCACAUUUACUUCUAUUUUUUCAAAACUGCAAGGCAGGAAAAGUACCACAAAUGUGCUUGAGAAGACAUAGUUUGGUGCACCAGCCAUAGCACACAAACACAGCAUCUUUAUGCCUCACCCCUUAUCUACUAUGUAGAAACAGCAGUGUGAGCUUGCAGAAAGAGAGAUCUUUAUGGAUGCCUAGGGCAGGAUCCUUUGCAGUUACAUGAUCUUAUGGUGACGAUGCAGGCAACUUCAUGCCUGAUCCAUAAUCAGCCUUGCAGGUGGUAGUACACAGCUUAUCUCAGCUGUAGGGAAGAAAUGAAUGGAUGCUCAUGGGAAGUACAGCUGCCUAAAGAGCUAUAUUUAACGCAAACUCUAAUUACAGUAUCCAAAAUGGUGUAACAGGUAAAGCACAAGAACUAGCAGUUCCCUGCCACACUGAUCAGUGUUUCCAGUCCCUAAAUGAUGUUCUUCUCCCUUUCGUUAGCAGCCAAUAUCUUAAUUACACAGGAUCCAUUGCAUGAUGGGAACUAAGGGCUUGGCCCUGCUGUGCUGUGGUGUCCUUCCAAGAGGAUAUUGGCAGGGUUGUUUCUGUACGGGUGAGUUGCCUGUGUUUUUGAGAGUGUGUAGGACAGAAAGGACUGCCUUUCCCAUGGUAUGGAGGAGGGUUUUGUCUGUGUUACAAAAGGAAGGGGGAAGCUGGGAUUAAUGCUAAAUCUAAAUCCAAAGCGUAUAGAUGAGCACUGGGCUCUGCCCCUAUUUACUAAAGCAGCUUACCAAAAAGGAAGAAUGUCCCAGCCAUGAUGGUAGGAUUUAACCACGUGCCAGCAUUUUGUCAGGGAGGAGUUUAGGCACAUGCUUAUAGGCAAAUAUGUUUAAUUGCUUGGUUAGCAACUGGGAAAUGUUCCUGUGUGUGCCAAGUACAAACGACAAAGUAAGAAAUAUCAACUCACAAAUGCAGAUCAAUCCUUCUGUAUAAAGAGUAACAUGGACUAUAUGAACAAAACUCCUGGUCUGUAUCUCACAGCAAAUAGCAAAUUGCAAGGGAUUUGAGUGGAAAUGAGAUGGGACUGUUCCUAAUUGAGAUCACACAAAAGUUUGCAAGUAAUUAAUUUUCUUUUCUUAAUGAUCUUCAAAUGCUUCUUAAUGCUGUAAAUGGAGUGAAAGGGUCUCAGUAAACCCAGCAGGAUUUUCUGAGUGAGGACUGCAAAACUUGGCCUUUUCCAAAAGAAAGAACUUCAUUGCACUGAAAUUUUCUCUCUGCCAGAGGAGGUAAACAUUGGGAAAUUUCUUAUGAGAAUGUAUCCAUUGCAACCUGACCUUCCUUUGAUAAGAAAGGAGUCGCAGAGCCAAUGCAUAAUCCACAGGAGUAGGAAAAGAGUCUCUCCUGACCUGCAGUACCUUCUCUGGGUGUCCUUGGCCCCACUCAGCAGGCAGGAGAGGAUUUAGGCAGGAGUCAGCAGCAGGGCGAGUGCAGGUGCUUUCCCACGCGGUGGUCCAGGAAGUCUUUGUGGAGCUGGCAGAUGCAGCCCAGGGUGAUUCAGCCCCCGGGUCUCCACCAGCCCAGCCUCUCCCUCUGCUGCGAUGCUUCCAUCUUCACCCAAGUCCCAUCGGCACCCAGCUCCGCUAGGGCAGAAGGGGUGGGUGCAGUGCAGUGUGUUUUGCCACAGUUUAUGACAGUUAUUUUACUGCAGUUGUUUAUUACCACAUCCCAGCAGCAAUGGGCUUGCCCAGCCGCAGCAGGGAUGGGACCUGUUUCUGUGCAGCUUGCCUCUGUUAAAGCUGCCACUGGGAUCCUCUCCGUCUGCUUCUAUCUCUGCCAUAAACUAAGCACCCUCUGGCAGUGGAGUGGGGUUUGUCGCUCGUGUUGGAUGUGAGAGGGGUCUUCACAUGCCCUCAAGCCCACUUUCAGAUGUGGAUGCUUCUCUGUUCAGUACCUAACUCCCUGUAGGAUGUCUAAAUAAAUGCAGCUUAUUUCUCAGACUAUUUAGAUUACUUUUAGCUACCCAAAAUUUCAAAUUUUGAGCAUACUGGAUGUUUCUGCCGAGGGGAAUUGCUCUCUACUGUCCAAGAGGAUAAGAUAGAAGUCGCAUGUUUCUUGUAAGGAGGAUGCAAGUGGUUCAGCCAGAUGUGGGGAAAGGAAGAAAAACUACACCAACACUGCACAGAAAUCUGUCUUUGCUCCCGGCUGCUGUGGAAAGCUAGGGGAGCAGUCAGCAAGGGCCCAUGGGCAGUUGUGUGGGUGUAUGUUUGAUUAACUUUGGAAAAAAUGCUAAUUCUGUUGCUUGACAGGAAAAUAUAUGGGAGGCGCAUGUUUGCUGCUAUGGUGCUCUGCCAAUUGUGCUGACAAAAGCCCCUCACCCACAGAAAUACCUCCAGCAGCCAGCCUAGGAGAGGCAGCCCCAGUGAACAGAGCAGCAAAAUGCAAAUUUGAGGGAUCAUUCAAAAGGGAGGCUCAUACGCACAGCCUUCCUGUGUCCCUGCCAUGCACCACUGCUCACCCUGGCCAGCCCUCCCAGCUGCAGUGGAAAAAUCAGGAGCCUUUUGCAUACUGUUGAAACCUCACAACACUGAAUUGGGCUAUACGAGAUAAAAACAGGACAGGGGCAUUUUGAUGCCCUUUGGCCUCCAUAUUUAAAGCAUUAGGUAACACAGCAGCAUUGCUGUUGUGGUAUUUCCCCUAAGUUCCACUGUCAUGGUCACGUACAAAGUCACCCCUUGUGACCAGCCUUCUAAAAUAUAUUUGCCUCCACGCUGAGCAGUAGUAAAAGGCUUUAAAAAAUAGCAGUAAAUUGCAAUUAGAGAGAGGCUUUUCUCAUUGUUUCUCAUUGUGAAAUUCUUUGCUGGGACCUGAGUGAGCAGCAGAGAGGGUUUGGACAUUGCUACAGACAUGCCAAGUGCUUCCCCAGGACUUGUCUCUAAUGCUGGUCAAUGGCCAUAUCCGUUCCAAAUCCAGCUGGACUUCUCAUUCCCUCAUAGUGAUGUUUAAUCUUUAGCUUUCUUCCUUAAACUAACAAGAACGGAUGCAUUUUACUUAAAUGCUCUUCCUAUGCUGACUAAAGUUUUUUCCUCUUUACCCACAAAGGACCUAAUCCAGCAUCCAUUACAGUGACCAGGGUAACUCUCCCAUGGACUGUAAUGAGAUUUUUCUUUUAGGCCUGAAUUAUUCCACCACCAGGGCCACCUGUGUGUAGUACAUGCUUUCCCAUGGCUCUGUGUUCUGCCUAUUUCUGUGAUACUGUUGCUGCCUUUCUAUGUUGUAUUUAUUUUUUAAAAGUAUUCUUAUUACUGUAGCAGGACCUGUAUUAUGUGAGAUUGAACAAAACAGGUUCAAGAUCUGAAACACCUUCCUGAGAAGAGAAUGAAUGUGAAUUUUGUGUAGUUGUUUUACUGAUCAGCCAACCUGUUUCCUAUCGUGUAAGAUCUUCUAGGGAUGUAGAGGUGCUUCCUGCAGUCACAGAUAAGAACUACUCUUCAGUUCACUCUUACUUGUCCCUUCAGAAAUGAAGCAAGAUCUCCCAGUUUCAAAAGGGGUAUGUGAUGUGUGCUUGUAAGAUUUCAGGAGCUUUGCAAUGUGUUUUUAAUUCUUUGUUCCCUUGAACUGCUGAAAUUGAAAAGCAGGACAGAAAUCCAUGAAAGGGUAAGAAAUGAAAAAAAAAAAAAAAGAAGAAAAGAAUGUGCUUACUUGUUUUGCAGAAGUAAACGUCUAAAGCAAGUGUGGCUUCUGUACUGGAAGGUUGUAUGUGGGAUGACACCUCUCCUGUGUCUAGUUUGUGUUGAAUGUGCCUAAUACCCUUGUUGAGGGAAAACCUAGAGAGGGUGCCUGAUGUUCCUCAAAAGUAGUAUGUAAAUGCUAAGUCCCUUGGUCUUUAUUCUGGUAAAAUGCUAGAAGGGAUGGGAGUCUUGCUUGGGUUAAUGACUGCAGCAGGUAGCUCCCAGAUCUGCAAAAUCCUAUAUGGAAAAGUCCUGUGGAAUACAGUAAAAACUGAUCACUUCUCGUGAACAGUGCCAUAGAAUUCACCUGCCAUAAAACGUCUCCAAUAAAAUCUGCUAGGAUGGGUUUAUUUUAAUGAAAAAAAAUCUCAACAGAAUAAAUACGUAAUAGUUUCCCUUUUUAAAGAAAAUUCUGUUAAACUCAGUCAUUUGUUUUAAGCCCUGUUAAAUUCUACAGGACUUUCUCCUAACAGAAGGUCAAACUUGGUGUGUAAAAACAUAAUGGUUUAUUUGAGCAGCUUCCAGGUUGCAGUAGUAAAGCUCAGCUUUUGUGAGCUCUAUUUCGAAAGAUAAAUUUUCAGCAUUUGUUUGUGCUUCUUUUAUCAGCCUGGAUGUAAACCUGCUUUAUGUUCUUGACAUUGCCCUGUUCCCUUCCCUGUAUCUCUGAAUGUUUGCUUCCAAGUUGCUGGGGUUCUGAGGACAUUUUCCAAACCAGUAUUAUUUAAAGUUGUAUCAUAUUUUCAGCCUCCACUAAUUAUACAGUACUGUAGUAGCAAAAUAUAAUUUUUAAGGAUUGGAUUAUUUUUUAUACCUGCAUCCAAUAUUAUUAAAUCUGGCGUUCUAGUCAGUAUUAUAAAAGGAUACAAUAAAACUAUGAAUAUUA